GAUGACUCAGGAAGCUGACUUCUUCGGCGACCGGUUACGCCUUUCCGCGUUUCUACGUAUUGUCGCUGAUGGCAUACCUCAGCGUCCCACACGAUUCAAACGUCGUUUAUUCGGAAUCUGUCAUGGCGAGCCUUCAUGUCAGCAAGGCCCUGGCUUGCUUGAUGCAAAAAGUGCUCCAGAUCAAGAAACCGCAGAUAAUACUACAGUCCCUGACGUGGUCCGCUCAUCAUCGCCGCAACCACCAGAGCUCGCGGCAGAAGGUCAUCGCUUAGCGGACCACGCCAACAGCAGGUCUCAGGAAGACCGCGGGCGUGCCGAACCAGAAGAUCAGCGACGGAUUGGUGAACGAACAUCAAUUACAGCAAUCAACAAGCCGCCCAACCAGCCGCGCCAGGUCUCACGCAUUCGGAGAAGGCGGCACUUGCCUGUGAACGAACUCGCUCUGCUACGAACUACGUCCUCAAAUGGUCUACCGUUACCGCGUGACGCCGACCACAUCUUUGUCGUUCCUGUCGCUGCUCUUGACCCCAUCGAAGACAGCCAAAUACGGUCAGCAACACUUUUCAAGAAUUCAGCGGGACGAUCUCAAGGCCAUCGUGUCCGAAAGCUAUCGCCGGUCAGAGGUGUCAAGUCUGGCUCACCAGCGUUGCUGCUGCGCGAGCGAUUUGCUCAUGUCUCUUCCGCAAAGUCCAAAGGGUCGCACAGCAGCACGUCUCCAAGAUCCGAACUCGCCACAGGAUCGGAUGGCUUUGUCGGUGUGGAGCUCCAUAUACAGCAUCCAACGAAAUGGAACAAGCCGCGUGCCAGCAACAGACCUAGGACGAAGAAAAGCGUUUGCAAUAAUGGCGGACUUGUCUUGACUUCCGGCUACUUGCCCGCGCCCCCUAUCGAGCAUCAGCACAGUGGCCUCAUCAUGACAGAAUCGCAAUUGCAUACUGCAGCCCUCCAGGCUGCUGGGACGACCAACGAGGCAAUUGUAUCGCUGCCAUUAUUGCAGCACGCCGUUGCAGAAGUCUUCAAGGUGACAAGGGAGAAGGAAGCGAGAGAGCGUCGCCAAUCUCAGGUGCAACGAUACGACGACCUUGUGCGCAGUCAAUUGUCCAUCGUGACGGCACCGAGCAGACGCACACCCGAGAGUUCGAGCUCAGGCAGUGCUGGUGAUGCUGAUGAGAAGGUCACAUACAGUCGCACACCCAGCCUCGAGUUUGAUGAGAGUCACGAGCAAAUUACUCCCCAGUGGCUAUGUACAGCAGCGACAGGGCGCGCACAUGAUCAAAUCGAAGCUGAACGGUAUUUUGAACGUGCGAUGUGUGAUCUCGAUGCGGCGGGGCGAUCUGACAGUGUGAGUGGCGAGCUCUGCCCUCAGUACAGUGGACUGGAAAGGAGUGAUGGACUCUGGGACGCUCGUGGUGCCACGGGUUCAGUGCGUUACAUUUAAGCGUUUCUGCAAAACGUGCAACAUACAAGUAUCUAUCCGGUAAAUAUCACAGUCUCAUAUUCUCUCG
Molecule: messenger RNA, 1505 nt
Organism: Didymella exigua CBS 183.55
Lineage: Eukaryota; Fungi; Ascomycota; Dothideomycetes; Pleosporales; Didymellaceae
Exons: 2
Source: RefSeq, a predicted model, not a curated record